Plasmodium relictum is the source of this 663-nucleotide messenger RNA. RefSeq names its product protein tyrosine phosphatase-like protein, putative (gene PTPLA). Lineage: Eukaryota; Apicomplexa; Aconoidasida; Haemosporida; Plasmodiidae. Gene Ontology annotation, molecular function: 3-hydroxyacyl-CoA dehydratase activity. The record is from RefSeq and is a predicted model, not a curated record. The coding region runs from base 1 to 663 and encodes 220 amino acids. The transcript is spliced from 4 exons. Gene Ontology annotation, cellular component: endoplasmic reticulum membrane. Gene Ontology annotation, biological process: sphingolipid biosynthetic process; very long-chain fatty acid biosynthetic process; fatty acid elongation.
AUGAUUGUAAAGGGAAAAUAUACACUAAUUUAUAAUAUUUUAUGUUGUAUAUUAUGGGCAUUUACUUUAUUUACUUCCUUACAAUAUGUUUUUAAUAAAGAGAAAUAUCAUAUAGAAAAUUUUUGGAGAAAUUCAAGAAAAUUAAUUACAAUUACGCAGUCAUUAGCUAUUUUUGAGAUUUUCUUUUCAAUUAUUAAUGUGAUAAAAUCAGUAACAAGUAUUGUAGCAAUUCAAGUAUUUAGUAGAUUAUUUAUUGUCUAUUUAAUUUUUAAUUAUUUACCUAAUAAUAAUAAAUGGAUAUUCUCCUGUUUAAUUGCUUGGUCGAUUAUUGAUAUAAUUCGUUAUUUAUUUUAUUCUUUCAACAUAUUGAAUAUUCGUAUUAAUUUUUUAGCAGCACUAAGAAAUAAACUUCCAUUGAUAUUAUACCCAAUAGGAAUAACUUCGGAAAUUGUUUGUACUAUAUCUAGUUUGGAUAACAUUUAUAAUACGCCAUUUUUAAGAGCAUUUCCAUAUCCUAUGCCAAAUAAUUUGAAUUUUCAAAUUGAUAUCUAUUAUCUAUGUAUUUUUGUAUUAUUUCUUUAUAUACCAGGAAGCUUUUUACUUUACUCAACUGCUAUAAAAAAAAGUAGACAAGAAACCAAAAUAACAGAAAAAAAAUUGUGA